Messenger RNA from Linum trigynum, 794 nucleotides. Lineage: Eukaryota; Viridiplantae; Streptophyta; Magnoliopsida; Malpighiales; Linaceae. The record is from the annotation of a GenBank genome assembly.
UAACAACCUUUCCUGAUCCUGAUAUGUCCUUUGCAGAGUGGUUCUUUAGCCUCAAGGAUCAAAUGCCGGAUGAGCAGAUUGCCCGCCUUGUCUACUGUUUAUGGAGUAUUUGGAAGGCUCGAAAUGGUUUCAUCUUUGAAAGCAGGGCUAUUUCCCCACCCAACACGACAACUUUAGCUAAUCGUGAGUUCAUGAACAUCAACAAAGCUAGAGAGACAACCUCACUGUCCUCAAACCUGAGAUCAGCUAGUUGUCCUUCUCAGCCUAGGGGAUCCUGUCGAAACCCCUCACCACCGCCUGGCCCUUUUGAACAAAUUGUGCACUGUGACGACUCCUUUGUUUCGGAGUCUCAAUUGGCGGCUUGUGGGAUUACCAUUGAUGAUGCCCACGGUCAGGUGAUUGACGACAAGGCUGAGAGAUUCUAUUGUUUCUACCCGAUUCAGGCAGAAGCAUUUGCUAUUCUGGGUGCUGUGGUGUUGGCGGCCCAAGAAUCCUGUCCGACGUGUAUCAAAAGCGACUGCCAACGUUAGAUUGUGGCUCUUAAUCAAGACCCAUGCGAUUGGCCUUGGCAAUGUCGUGCGACCCUGGCCCAGAUUGUGUCUCUUCUUCAGGGGGCUCCUUGGAUCAAGUUGUCCUUCAUUCCUCGGCGAUUGAAUUCUCUUGCGGAUUGGGUCGCUGGGAAUGCUCGACUUGAUCUCUUACCAUAGGAUUGGAUUGUCAUUGCAAAUUUCGCCCCUGUUGUAAACGUUUGUUUCUGCUGGUCUGGUUAGGUAUAAUAGAAGAUGUUUCAUUAU